Brassica oleracea var. oleracea is the source of this 566-nucleotide messenger RNA. RefSeq lists its product as uncharacterized. The record is from RefSeq and is a predicted model, not a curated record. Lineage: Eukaryota; Viridiplantae; Streptophyta; Magnoliopsida; Brassicales; Brassicaceae. Bases 124 to 333 code for a protein of 69 amino acids. The transcript has a single exon.
AAGAAAAGGAAAAACAAUCAGAGUUGGCCUUAUUAGCUCAGCAUCUCCACUUUUUUUCUCUCUCUGUCAACACCGCUUUAUCGAAAAAAGGAGUCACCUUUGCGUUUUCUACUUUCAUCGGAAAUGGCGGAUUGGGCUACGGUUCUUGUCGGAGUCGUGUUGUUCGUGAUGCUCUCUCCAGGACUCCUCUUCUCAUUGCCGGGACAUCACCGGACGCUAGAUCUCGGCGGCAUGAAGACCAACGGCAAAGCAAUCGCCGUUCACACACUCAUCUUCUUCGCUGCUUACACGAUCUUGAUCCUCGCUGUCAAUCUCCACAUCACCACCGGCUGAUUUAGAGCUUUUAUUGGGGGAGUUUCCGGUUAAAUGAAGGUAACCCUUCAUUGAAUCUGGGGGGUUACAGGAAUCUUCUUAGAUUUGGAUAUCUGUUUAGUUUCACUUUUACGUAAUCUGUUUUAUAGUCUGAUACUUGUUCCAGACCGAACAUUAACUUGUUGUGUUGUUCAUGUUCAUUGUGUUUUACUGAAAGUGUAUUAAAGAAUCAGACAUUAAUGAAAAAAAAUUGU